Molecule: messenger RNA, 568 nt
Organism: Etheostoma spectabile (orangethroat darter)
Lineage: Eukaryota; Metazoa; Chordata; Actinopteri; Perciformes; Percidae
Gene: gng10
Product: guanine nucleotide binding protein (G protein), gamma 10
Exons: 3
Coding region: 186-392 (68 amino acids)
Biological process (GO): G protein-coupled receptor signaling pathway
Cellular component (GO): heterotrimeric G-protein complex
Molecular function (GO): G-protein beta-subunit binding
Source: RefSeq, a predicted model, not a curated record
UUGCCAUCUCUGCUUGUUUCUUCAGUGAAGUGGACAGAGGUCUUUAGAAAGAAACCCGGCCACUCUUUUUCCUCGAGCAUUUUGCUGCCCAUUAGUGCAGUUAGCUCCUAUGUUGAAAGACUGAAGGGGACUUUUUUUUUUUUUUACAAGGAAUCCUUCUUUCCUCAAAAACAAUUUCCACCAACAUGACCUCUAAUUCCAAUUUAUCUAACAUGCGACGGCUUGUAGAACAACUGAAGCUUGAGGCCAGUGUGGAGAGAAUCAAGGUGUCCCAGGCGGCUGCAGAGCUCCAGCAGUACUGUCUGCAGAACGCAGGCAAAGACGCCCUGCUAGUCGGAGUCCCCGGAGGCAGCAACCCCUUCAGAGAACCACGCUCCUGUGCUGUAGUGUAAAGAGGACGAUGAAGUCAACACCACUGUGGCGAGGAAAUAUUUCAUGUUUAUUUACAUGAAAAGAAAAACACAAAAAAUUAGGUUUCAUGACAUAUUUUUUUAAGUAAUCUUUUAUUAAAUUGAUGUAUAAACAUUGAGAUUUGCUUUGAACUCAUUAAAGGGCAUUACAUAAACCU